ACCAGAGACGACUUCCUGGGCCAGGUGGAUGUGCCGCUCAGUCACCUCCCGACUGAAGACCCAACCAUGGAGAGGCCAUACACAUUUAAGGAUUUCCUCCUCAGACCAAGAAGCCACAAGUCUCGUGUAAAGGGUUUCUUGAGACUGAAGAUGGCUUAUAUGCCUAAAAAUGGUGGCCAAGAGGAAGAAAACAGUGAUCAAAGGGAUGACUCUGAGCAUGGAUGGGAUGUGGUCGAUUCCAACGACUCUGCAUCUCAACGUCAGGAGGAGUUGCCACCUCCUCCUCUGCCUCCUGGAUGGGAAGAGAAGGUGGACAACCUGGGACGGACUUACUACGUCAACCACAACAACAGGACGACUCAGUGGCACCGGCCGAGCCUGAUCGAUGUGGGGUCCGAGUCAGAUAACAACAUCAGACAGAUAAACCAAGAGGCAGCUCACAGGAGGUUCCGCUCACGGAGGCACAUCAGUGAGGACUUGGAGCCAGAGCCUGUGGAGAGUGGAGACAUUCCUGAG
Messenger RNA from Acanthisitta chloris (rifleman), 516 nucleotides. RefSeq names its product E3 ubiquitin-protein ligase NEDD4-like. The transcript is spliced from 5 exons. Gene Ontology annotation, molecular function: protein binding. NCBI's taxonomy places the organism in Eukaryota, Metazoa, Chordata, Aves, Passeriformes, Acanthisittidae. The record is from RefSeq and is a predicted model, not a curated record. The annotation marks the transcript as partial.